GUCGAUAGCCUCGGAAAAUAGAAGGGCUUUGGAGGAUUUCGUGUUGAUUGGCUUGAUCGACAUUGAUGGGAAUUAUUAACCAUUCCUUAUUGUUAUAACUCCUCAGAAAGAUGGACAGUUUACUGGAAAUUAUGGAUUAAGAUAGACGGACAAAGGAAAACGUACAUCGACAUCGACUUUACCAGAAUAGCAGACAUUUACAUGCUUCAAGGAUUGUGAACAGGAGAGGAUAAACAGACGUCAAGAGAUUAAAACAUGUAAACACAUUGUUAAGAUAUGGGGAAGAUCCAGACAUUCAUCAUAGAAUUAGAAAAUCACCGAGGGGUUUACUUCCCGGGGCAAAUUGUCCGAGGUGAAAUAGUACUGGAGUUAAACGAGGCAGUCAAAAUUAGAGAAAUAAGGAUAACUUUUCAGGGAGAAGCGUACGUUGAUUGGCCAAGUUCAUCUAGUCCUUAUGAAGAAACUUCCGGUCCAAAGAAAGGAGGUUUCCGGUUACCAACGGAUGAGCACUUUUCUGCUUCUGAAGUAUACUUUAACAGAACGAUACCAUUAUUUGGAAAAGGGCGUGGUGAAGGUGACAGUAACACCCUCCCUUUCGGACGCCAUUCUUUCCCCUUUGACUUCGGUCUUCCGGAUGUUCUUCCGUCGUCAUUUGAGGGCCCCUGGGGCUACAUACGGUACUUCAUCAAUGCCACCAUAGACAGACCAUGGAGUUUUAACAUAAACUACAAGAGGCCGUUUUCUGUCAUAUCACCAGUGGAUUUAAAUACCCAAAAGAACGUAAUGCAUUCCACAAGUAACAGAGGGUCCAAGAGGAUGUUCUGUCUUUGCUGUAAGUCGGGACCGAUAUCAGGGACCAUUCAUCUUGAUAGGAUUGGGUUUGUUCCUGGAGAAAGGAUCGAUAUAAAUGCCGAAAUUCAAAAUCUGUCCUCCUUUGAGUGUGAUGUCUGGGCUAUUUUGGAAAUGAAGACGAUAUACUUCUCUAAAAUAUUCAAGGAACGAUCUGUCACUAGCAGAAUAAAAAAUCCUCUCAAGCGAACACCCACAGAAGACAAGAUUUCAGAGGUUUUAGUUUGCUUGCCCAAAAACCCGGCAAGAAUGAAGACCUAUAAAACACGUAAACUCAAAAAGGAGGUUACGAAAGUCAUGCAUUUAGGAGUUGGGGGCGGCGAAACACUUGUUUGGAAAGGAAGUGGCCUUGCUAUCCCCCCAGUGCCUCCUUCCUUUCUGGAGGGUUGUAACAUCAUUGAUAUUCGAUACUUUUUAAAGUUGAUCAUGAAAACCCUCGGCCCCUCGUCCAAUUUAGAGAUCCCCAUCGAGGUGAUCAUUGGGACGGUGCCAUUGCGCCCUCAGUUGGCGCUUCAGAACCACUGUGUCACCCUUCCCCCGUCAGCCCCGCCCAUGCCAGUGCCUUCAUUUGCCAAUGACAGCCAACCACCUAGUUACUCAGAAUGUGUCUUUGGACGUUAUGACAUAUCGGACGAGGGAGAUAAUAAGCACACACAGGGGCAGCUGGAGUUCGCUCCCGUGUACACGUACUACAACAAUGCUCACCCAUCUAACAUGGUGGAACCAAAGGUGUCCGUGUAAUGGCGCAGAGACAAAAACUUUUAGCAUUAUAUUGUGAAAAACAAUUUUAUUUUUGUAUGAGAGAUAUAGAUGAUAUAGAUAUUUAUUAUUUAAUAAAACGCAAUCAAGCUCUAA
This is a messenger RNA of Saccostrea cuccullata (small rock oyster), 1704 nucleotides long. Its product is annotated as arrestin domain-containing protein 3-like. Gene Ontology annotation, biological process: protein transport. The record is from RefSeq and is a predicted model, not a curated record. Gene Ontology annotation, cellular component: cytoplasm. Bases 277 to 1590 code for a protein of 437 amino acids. Lineage: Eukaryota; Metazoa; Mollusca; Bivalvia; Ostreida; Ostreidae. The transcript has 9 exons.